CCAGUCGCCGCGUCGCCUUGAGAGACAGCCGUGAUAUUGCUACAGUAGUAGCACGCAACUCAACCGCCCACUCUACCUCUAUCCUGUUUGGGACUGUGGAGACGGAGGCAGGAAAUAAAGAGUCGAAACCGCAUUUAAUCUUUCUGGACAGUUUGAAGAAAAAAAUGUUCCGAUGCUGCGCAGGCACAUACCCUCACGCAUCGCUUUCUCGCCUGAUCGCUGGAAUACGAAGUCUUGGGAAACCCGCAACACGGUCCACUUAAGCAUUUGGAACAGUUUGCUUUUUUUCCUUCUGCAAAGGAGUUUCUAAAAUAUUAUUUCAUGUAAAAUUAUCUUCAUCUUGCGGGAAAGGUUGCCCGCGGACUAUGACACGGUUUAUGGAUAAAACCCAAUAAAGAUGCGUGACAUGGUUUCCCUAAACUUUUCUUUAUUAUAAAAAUAAAACAGGAUUUAAUUAAUACGGGUUUGGGAUUAUUGCCCGUGCAUUGUACCAUAACUGCUCCAACGCAUACGGACAAGAUUAUUAUAGUAAUUCUUUUUUUUUUUCAGACUAAUGCGCUCAGGUUCUGGGGAAGAUUUUUUUUUGACUAGCUUGCACCGGGGCACCCAAAUGUGCGACAUGGAUGGACUGCAGGAUUGAAAGGCGGUGUGAGGUUUUCUCCUGUCCUGAGCAGAGAGCCGGAGAGCGUGCGGCGGGCAGGAGCGCCUCGCGAAGCCGGCUGACGCCGAGGGGAAGCCGUCUGAGUGUCAUGCGGGCUGCGGCGUCAAGCGCUAGUUGCCUCUAAAGCCGAGGACGGCCGCUGAUAGAUACGCGGUGAUGGGGUCUCUGGUGCGAAGCCAGUGGCUGGUGGUGCCUCUCCUGCUCCAUGCCUGGAUCCUGGCCUCCCCAAGCAGCCUCCGCGAGCGCCCUUGCCCCCGGAGCUGCCGCUGCGAUGGUAAAAUUGUCUACUGUGAGUCCAGCGCUUUCCGCGACGUACCACAGAACUUGUCCACGGGCUGCCAGGGGCUGUCGCUCCGCUACAAUAGCCUGGCGAGCCUGCGGGCCGGCCAGUUUGCCAGCCUCGGCCAGCUGGUCUGGCUCUACCUGGACCACAACUACAUCAGCACCGUGGACGGCCGGGCCUUCCAGGGUGUGCGGCGGCUGAAGGAGCUCAUCCUGAGCUCCAACAAGAUCUCACACCUUCUCAAUGACACUUUCCACGCUGUGCCCAACCUUCGCAACCUGGACCUGUCCUACAACAAGCUGCAGGCCCUGCAGCCGGGCCAGUUCCAGGGUCUGCGCAAACUGCUGAGUCUGCACAUUCGCUCCAACUCUCUGAAGAGCAUCCCCAUGAGGCUCUUUCAGGACUGCCGCAACCUGGAGUUCCUGGACUUGGGCUACAACCGCCUGCGAAGUCUCACACGUAACGCCUUUGCGGGACUGCUUAAGCUGACCGAGCUGCACCUGGAACAUAACCAGUUCUCCAAGAUCAACUUUUCCCACUUUCCACGUCUUAACAACCUGCGGGCGCUCUACCUGCAAUGGAACCGCAUCCGGUCCAUCAGCCAGGGCCUCACGUGGACGUGGACCUCCCUGCAGAAGCUGGACCUCUCUGGAAAUGACCUGCAGGUGGUGGACGCACAUAUCUACCAGUGCCUGCCCAACCUCCAGACCCUCAACUUAGACUCCAACAAGCUCAGCAAUGUGUCCCAAGAGGCGGUGGGCGCCUGGAUCUCACUGACUACCAUCAGUUUGGCAGGUAAUGUGUGGGAAUGUAGUCCCAGCAUCUGCCCCCUAGUGGCCUGGCUUAGGAACUUCAAAGGAAACAAGGAGACGACCAUGAUCUGCGCUGGACCUAAGGAGGUCCAGGGGGAGAAGGUGAUGGAUGCCGUGGAAGCAUACAGCCUCUGCAGAGCCACGCCGGCCCCACCCGUCCAGACGCCAUCUACUCUGUCCAGCAGCCCAUCUAAACCCAAGAGGUUACCCAUCCCCACCUUGUCCAAAGCGACCGAGGACCUGUCCCGUGGCAGCCAGGCCAGCCCGUCUCCCACGGGCGACUCCUCCGCCACCCCGGAGCAGGAAUUCGAACACGUGUCCUUCCAUAAGAUCAUCGCUGGCAGUGUGGCGCUCUUCUUGUCGGUGGCCAUGAUCCUGCUGGUCAUCUACGUGUCGUGGAAGCGGUACCCGGGCAGCGUGAAGCAGCUGCAGGAGAACUCGCUGGGCCGCAAGCGGCGGAAAAAGGCCCGCGAGACCGAGCGCACCCUCAGCUCGCCUCUGCAGGAGUACUAUGUGGACUACAAGCCCACAAACUCUGAGCCCAUGGACGUGCUGGUCAAUGGGUCAAGCCCGGUCACCUACACCAUCUCGGGCUCCCGUGAAUGCGAGGUUCCGCACCAGGUGAGUGCAUUGACCUUCUAUAGGUAUGAGCAGCCGGUAAUGGACUACUGCCAAGCCCACCAGCCUUUGCACCUCAACAUGGGCUUUGAGGGGCCCCCGCAGGCCUUGGAGGACAGGGGGCUACGUGAGCGCAGCAUGGUGCAGACUCUGCCCCCCAACCCCGCCUCGGCCGCCACCCUCACCCGGCCCCGCGCCUCUCCACAGUGAGGGAGGCGGGAGAGGCUGGGCUGCAGCUCAACAAGGGACCCAGACUGGCACAGAACUGUGGGGCAAGGGGGUGAACCUGAUAUG
This is a messenger RNA of Paramormyrops kingsleyae, 2668 nucleotides long. RefSeq names its product leucine-rich repeat transmembrane neuronal protein 4. The record is from RefSeq and is a predicted model, not a curated record. Gene Ontology annotation, molecular function: protein binding. Lineage: Eukaryota; Metazoa; Chordata; Actinopteri; Osteoglossiformes; Mormyridae.